AUGGCCUCCGACAGCUUAGAAGACCCGCGUGUCAGCCCCAAGGAAGCUCUCGAGCUGGAGGCUGCCGCGUACUCCCUCGACGCCCGCCAGCAACGUGCCAUGAUGCGCAAGAUCGACUUGCACUUGAUGGCGCCGCUGUGGGUGGUCUUCGUCUUUGGCUUCCUCGACCGUAUCAACCUAGGCAACGUUGCGGUGCUGGGCAUCGUGCCCGACCUGCGUUUGCAGGGCAACGACUUCAAUAUCGCCGUGCAGGUCUUCUUCGUGCCGUACAUCCUGCUUGACAUCCCCAGCAACAUCUUCCUCAAGCGCUUCACGCCAUCCACCUGGAUCAGCAUGCUGACCUUCCUCUGGGGCGUUGCUUCCAUGUGCCAGGGCUUUGUUACGAACAACGCUGGCCUGAUCGCCUGCCGCUUCUUCAUCGGUGUCUUUGAGGCCGGCUUUGUUCCCGGCUGCGCCUAUCUCAUGGCCAUGUACUAUAAACGCCACGAGUUCCAAAAGCGUUUCUCCCUUUUUUGGGUGGCCGGCCUCGUCGCCGGCGCUUUUGGCGGCCUGCUGGCGUACGGGCUUGACCACAUGGGCGGUCUGGGUGGGUACACCGGCUGGCGCUGGAUCUUCAUUAUUGAGGGCCUCAUGUCGAUCGUUUUGGCUGUGCCGGCGAAAUUUCUGAUCGCUGACUGGCCGGAACAAGCCAAAUUUCUGUCUGAUGAUGAAAAACAGUUCUUGCAAGCCCGCAACUCUAAGGAUGUCGGCGGCGGAGCGCGCAUGGAUCGCCUCGAUGCGGCCGCCUGGAAACGCAUCCUGACCGACUGGAAGAUCUAUGUCGGCAGCCUGAUAUACAUAGGCAUCACCGUUUCCGGCUACGCCACCGCGCUCUUCAUCCCCUCCAUCGUGAACUCGCUCGGCUACUCGGGCAUCGAUAGCCAGGUCCACAGCGUGCCGAUCUGGGCUGUGGCCGCCGCUGUGACCCUGAUCGUCUCGCACCUGACCGACCGCCUCAAGCACCGCGUUGGCUUCGUCAUCUUCGGCGUGAUCGUGGCCAGCAUAGGGUAUGUCGUGCUGCUUUGCCAGGGACCCCCUGGCGCCGCCGGCCUGCCGCCGCGCGUGCGCUACAUGGCCGUGUUCCUCGUCUGCACGGGCACGUACAUUGUGCAACCGGUUACCAUCGUCUGGAUGGCGAAUAACCUGGGCGGCCACUACAAACGCGCCAUUGGCCUAGCCAUCCAGGUCGGUUUCGGCAACAUUGGAGGUAUAAUCGCAAGUAACAUCUUUGUUCGCACAGAUGCGCCGCGAUAUUUUGUCGGAUACGGGGUGUCCCUAGCCAUGAUGAUAUUCUGUGGUAUUAUGAGCAUGGUGUUUGCCGCGGGGCUGCUGAGAGAAAAUCGACUGAGAGAGCAAGGGAAGCGGGAUGAUAGGUUGCAGCUCGAAGACAGAAUUCUGGGCAACAUGGGCGAUGACGACCCUCGGUUCCGUUUCAGUCUUUGA
Messenger RNA from Ophidiomyces ophidiicola, 1482 nucleotides. RefSeq lists its product as uncharacterized. The transcript is spliced from 2 exons. Bases 1 to 1482 code for a protein of 493 amino acids. Gene Ontology annotation, molecular function: transmembrane transporter activity. Lineage: Eukaryota; Fungi; Ascomycota; Eurotiomycetes; Onygenales; Onygenaceae. Gene Ontology annotation, cellular component: membrane. The record is from RefSeq and is a predicted model, not a curated record. Gene Ontology annotation, biological process: transmembrane transport.